Messenger RNA from Yamadazyma jaroonii, 729 nucleotides. Lineage: Eukaryota; Fungi; Ascomycota; Pichiomycetes; Serinales; Debaryomycetaceae. The record is from the annotation of a GenBank genome assembly.
AUGAAUUCAACAGUUGCAUCAGAAUAUUCUUCAGAAAUUCACACCACCCCAAUAGAACACAGAUUUAACCCUUAUUCUGAUAAUGGGGGUACUGUUUUAGGAAUUGCGGGUAAGGACUUUGCUGUUUUAGCUGGUGACACUAGACAAGUUGAAGGAUACAGUAUAAAUUCAAGAUAUGAACAAAAAAUCUUUAAUGUGGGUGAUGAUAUCGUAAUGACAGCUAAUGGAUUUGCUGCUGAUGGUAGUGCUUUAAUUGAUAGGUUCAGAAAUCAAUUGAAAUGGUAUAAAUUUGAUCAUAAUAACAAGAAAUUAUCUGUUGCAAGUUCUGCUAGAUACAUCCGUCAUUUAUUAUAUAGUAAAAGAUUCUUCCCAUAUUAUGUCAGUACUUUGAUUGCAGGUUUGGAUGACGAAGGUAAGGGAUGUGUUUACUCCUUUGAUCCAGUUGGUUCAUAUGAAAGAGAACAAUGUAGAGCUGGAGGUGCUGCUGCAAGUUUAAUCAUGCCUUUCUUGGACAAUCAAGUUAAUUUCAAAAAUCAAUAUCAACCAGGUAGUGAUGGAACUGAAAAGAAACCAUUGAGAUAUUUGGAAUUGGAUGAAGUGUUGGAAUUAGUCAAAGACGCAUUCUCGUCAGCAACUGAAAGACACAUUCAAGUUGGUGAUGGAUUGGAAAUUUUCAUUGUCACUAAAGAAGGUGUAAGAACUGAAUAUUAUCCAUUGAAGAGAGAUUAG